Racocetra persica is the source of this 360-nucleotide messenger RNA. The record is from the annotation of a GenBank genome assembly. NCBI's taxonomy places the organism in Eukaryota, Fungi, Glomeromycota, Glomeromycetes, Diversisporales, Gigasporaceae.
AUGGAUGAAGGAAUCAAAGAAUAUACUAAAACUGGCAAGAUGAAAUGUCCUUCGUACCUUUUGGCUGCUACUUGGGUAAAAGAGACUUGGGAAGCUAUCAAUAUUAACCUGAUUAGGAGGUUCUUCAAGUGUUGUGGGAUUUCUAAUAUGAUGGACAGAACUGAAGAUAAACUAAUUUUUGACUUCACGAAUAUUACGAAUGAAACAAAUCUGAAAAGAGGAGUUGAAGGCCAAGAAGAAUCGAAUGACAAAAAGGAAGAAGAAGAUAGUGCAAACAUUAAUACAAAUGAAGGUGGAUUAGUUUAUAAUGGUUACUACGAAGAAGACAAAGAAUUAACGAUCGCCCAAGAUUGGAAUUAA